Molecule: messenger RNA, 651 nt
Organism: Dreissena polymorpha
Lineage: Eukaryota; Metazoa; Mollusca; Bivalvia; Myida; Dreissenidae
Exons: 6
Coding region: 208-543 (111 amino acids)
Source: RefSeq, a predicted model, not a curated record
AUCAGCCAAUGUACUGGAAGCACUUAAGUCAUAAUCGGAGUCAAGUAAACAGCGCACUGGUUGGUAAGGCGCUUCUAUACCUAGGCGACCCGAGUUGACUUUUCAUGUUCCGACGCAUGUGCACUUCGGUUGGCGGUAACCACAGCAGCAGUAUCAUCUUAGUUCUCGAUUCCCCGUCCCAAUAAAAGAAUAAGUGAUUUUCACAUAAUGACCAAGAAAAUCAUUUUCCUCGUGAUACAGUUUGCCGUAACAACCGUCUUCGCCGACGACCAAGAAUGCAAUGAGCUUGGGGACUGUGACUGUGGGGAUGUGUGUCAUGAUGGAAAAUGUGUGGCAGGUUGCCACGUUUACGACGUGUUCGUCGCCGCCGGAACUCAGCGCACGGUGUAUGGACGCCGCUGUCAGUGCGACUCGGACACAGAUCCUCACGGCAGGGCUGUGAAGUGCGCAGAGGGAGUUGCAUUCGAGGGUAACCCGAUCCAUCACAUGAUGUACACCCCGAACCCCCGUUGCUAUCAUUCCGACGACGCACCAACUGCUUAGGAGAAAAGGAGCUUGUUCCCCUUUCCACAACCCGUCGUCAGCAUGUCCGUUUUGUGCAUGACUCGUACAUGCAAUGUAUUUAACAUUAAAACACAUAUGAAAACCUCA